This is a messenger RNA of Zea mays, 1427 nucleotides long. RefSeq names its product GDP-mannose 4,6 dehydratase 2. Gene Ontology annotation, biological process: 'de novo' GDP-L-fucose biosynthetic process. Gene Ontology annotation, molecular function: GDP-mannose 4,6-dehydratase activity. The record is from RefSeq and is marked validated. Lineage: Eukaryota; Viridiplantae; Streptophyta; Magnoliopsida; Poales; Poaceae. The transcript has a single exon. Bases 74 to 1207 code for a protein of 377 amino acids.
CCCAAAUUUGCUUCCCAGAUCUGCCCGCCGCACCCCCAACCCGUGGCAAUCAAUCCCCUUCCUCGCUUCGCAAAUGGCUCAUUCCAACGGCGCGGCCGCCACUGCCACUGCCGGCGGCGGCGACAUGGACGACGAGACCGCCCCGGUGCCGCGGGCCCUCGCGCCGGCGCGGAAGGUGGCGCUGAUCACGGGCAUCACGGGGCAGGACGGGAGCUACCUCACGGAGCUGCUCCUGUCCAAGGGAUACGAGGUGCACGGCCUCAUCCGCCGCUCCUCCAACUUCAACACGCAGCGGCUGGACCACAUCUACCACGACCCGCACGCGGUGCCGUCGGCCCCGCGUCCCCCGAUGCGGCUCCACUACGCCGACCUGUCCGACUCCUCUUCCCUCCGCCGCGCGCUCGACGCCAUCUCCCCCGACGAGGUCUACAACCUCGCCGCGCAGUCGCACGUCGCCGUCUCCUUCGAGAUCCCCGACUACACCGCCGACGUCACCGCCACGGGGGCGCUCCGCCUCCUCGAGGCCGUCCGCCUGUCGCGCAAGCCCAUGCGCUACUACCAGGCCGGUUCCUCGGAGAUGUUCGGCUCCACGCCGCCGCCGCAGCGCGAGGACACGCCCUUCCACCCGCGCUCGCCCUACGCCGCCGCCAAGGUCGCCGCGCACUGGUACACCGUCAACUACCGCGAGGCCUACGGCGUAUUCGCCUGCAACGGCGUGCUCUUCAACCACGAGUCCCCGCGCCGCGGCGAGAACUUCGUCACGCGCAAGAUCACGCGCGCCGUCGGCCGCAUCAAGGUCGGGCUGCAGACCAGGGUCUUCCUCGGCAACCUCUCGGCCGCCAGGGACUGGGGGUUCGCGGGGGACUACGUCGAGGCAAUGUGGCUCAUGCUGCAGCAGGAACAGCCGGGGGAUUACGUCGUCGCCACUGAGGAGUCCCACACCGUCGAGGAGUUCCUGCAGGCUGCCUUCGGCUACGCCGGCCUCAGCUGGAAGGAUCACGUGGUCAUUGACAAGAAGUACUUCCGGCCUGCAGAAGUCGACAGCCUCAAGGGGGACGCCACCAAGGCGAGGAAGGUGCUCAAGUGGAAGCCCAAGGUUGGGUUCCAGGAGCUCGUGGAGAUGAUGGUCGAUCACGACAUUGAGCUCGCCAAGAAGGAGAAGGUCCUGGUGGAUGCUGGGUACCGUGAUCCCAAGCAGCAGCCAUAGAAACAUCACAGUUGCUUCUUGCUCUGUUGGGGCUCGGAUUCAGAUUGUUCCCCUCAUACAUGGUGGGUCUCAGGGGUAGAGGUUGACUGAAGUUACUAUCGAUAUUUAUCCUGGUAAGAAAUAAGGAUUGUUGCAGUAUGAUCUUACAGUGUGUUCAUUUAGUUUUCUGACUAUGUUAUGUGCUUUAAUCGAAUGAAUGAAUAAUCCGUGCCAAUUUGGU